AGAGACCAGAGAGUGUACAGCUUGUGAAAGGAUACCAUGGCUAUUCAACUAAUGCUGCAUUUUCUAGCAUUUUUAGUGCUGCAAGCAAACUUGGCCAUUCUGCAGAGGGAGAACAUCACCGUGCUCGAGGGACAAUCAGUUGUUCUCAAUUGUACGAUGAAUAGAAGUGAGAACGAAUCUAUAGAUUGGACAAAUCCACAGCGGCAUAUUACAUAUUUUAACAAUGUCCAAGGGCUAAGGGACAGAAGAUACAAAUUAGUGCAUUACUCAGGCACAAAAUUAAUUAUCACUCUGCUCAAUACUACAGUGCAAGAUGACGGCAUGUACACCUGUACAUAUUAUGGCCACCAACCAGUGACCAAACAAGUGUACCUCACCGUUUUAGCACCACCAUCUCCUCCUGUCCUGAACAUCACCAAACAUUUGCUGAAGGGAAGAGAAGAAAAGGUGAUCAGAUGUAUCACCACUGGAAGCAAGCCAAAGCCCCAAAUAACCUGGCUCUUAAAUAACAAAUUGGAGUUACAUGAACACACAGAAUAUAUUCCAGAAAACAAAGGGGCAAAGUUUACAACAAUCAGUAUGUUGAAAAUCAAAGCACACGACCAGGAAUCCAGAGUUGACUGUUUGGUUCGUCAUGAAAGUCUAAUGAACAAGGUUCUUAGAGUAUCCUACAGAUUUGAUAACAACUACAAUUCCCUUGGACUAUACGAAUCAUAUACUCAAAAUGCAAAUGAAACAAGCACAACCUCCAUGCCAGAAUCUACAAGCAACAGUGAAUCAUUUGAAUCAAUCACUCAGGAAAACAACACAGAAAAUAUUCCUACAGUCAACUACACUACCACAACUUUCAUCCCAGAAUCAACAGCUGACACAGAGCAACCUGAACCAGACAAGGUGGAGAAUAGCACCCAAGAUACUCCUAAAACCAACUAUGAUUUUGUCACAUCAAGAGAAGAUUCUACGCUGCUUACGAGUGAAAGUGAAACAGAAUCCAGUCUAAACUCAAUAUCCAGCACAGAUAUACCUACAACAGAAACAGGGCAAAGCGCUUUCCAGAUUACAGAAGACUCAUCAACCUCUCAUAAAAGCAAUCCCCAAAAUUUGACUGAAGAUACCACAGAGUCAUAUGUAGUAACUGAGACAGAAUCGAGUCUAAGCCCAACACCCAGCAUGGAGUUACCUAUCACAGAGAUUCAACAAAACACCUCCCAGAAUAAAGCAGACUCAUUCACCUCAAGUUACAGCAAUCCCCACAAUUCAACUGAAAACACAGGGACAAACGAAGAGACCAUAAACUCUACAACGGUCUGGGGUGUAACAAACAAUUCAUCAUUGGAACAAGAGAAUCCAAUUUCCACAGCAAAAUGUGAAGACAAUCAAACCAUGAAAAAUCAUGAAAAACCACAGAAAUUACAAAUGAAACAGAGUAGUGCCCUAUUACUGAUACUCGUAGCUUUCCUGAUCUGUGCCCUUCUUAUUGUGUUCCAAAUGUUCGUGCUAAAAAUAAGGAAGGAGCAUUUGAAGUGGAGAAAACAAAAAGAUGACUCUGAUUUAACAGUGGAAAGUAACAGAUCAAACAGAUCAAGUAAUGAAGAAAAUGUUCGACCUGAAAACAAUAAUCGAGAUCCCAAUUUUGGUACACCUUACACCAUUCACAUACAUUCAGAGGAACAAAUGAAGCAAUAUACUAACUUCACUGAAGAUCAAAUAAAUACAUUGGACAAGGAGAGCACAGUAUAAGUUACUGCUAUCACAACAACUUAUAUUUGCAUUAGAUUUUAAUGCAAAACGUGUUUCUAUUUUGGAAUUCUUUAAAGCAUUUUUGCAAAUAGUUGCCUUUGUUGCACUUAUUUCAAAGUAUAUGUUGGAGAAAAUUAUAAUUUAUGAAAAAGAUACUGCAACAGUUGACUAAAUGUGAAUCAGAAAUGCAUCUUCUUUAAAGUUUUGUUUCCAAACUGUAAAAUGUAAAUGUUUUAAGUGUUUUUAUUGUAUGUAACAAUUGCACUUAUAUUUAUUGCUAUUUGCACAUUAAAUACAAGUUUUUAUACUUUUUAGAAAA
Carcharodon carcharias (great white shark) is the source of this 2059-nucleotide messenger RNA. RefSeq names its product cytotoxic and regulatory T-cell molecule. The record is from RefSeq and is a predicted model, not a curated record. Gene Ontology annotation, molecular function: signaling receptor binding. NCBI's taxonomy places the organism in Eukaryota, Metazoa, Chordata, Chondrichthyes, Lamniformes, Lamnidae. The transcript is spliced from 17 exons. Gene Ontology annotation, cellular component: plasma membrane. The coding region runs from base 37 to 1740 and encodes 567 amino acids. Gene Ontology annotation, biological process: positive regulation of natural killer cell mediated cytotoxicity directed against tumor cell target; cell recognition; detection of tumor cell.